AUGACACAAGAGUGGAACGAUGAGGAUGAAGAGCUCAACUUUGUGAGAUUGUGUCAGGAGUUUGAAGGUUUGGUUCAAGGAGAGCUGAGAAGAGUCGAGGAGUUUGAUAUCUCUUCGAGCGAUGAAGUGGAAGAGAUCGAGGAAGAACCGACUGAUGGUUUGAUGGAGUGGUAUCAAGGAUGGUGGUUCUUGGAAACAGAAGUUGAAAGAAGUGUGAGAAUGGUUUCUGAAGGAGAUGAUGUGAGAAGAACAGCAAGAGAAGUGGAUGCAUGUGAGGUAGUGCUCGACAGUGGAGCUGACUGCCAUGUGUUGCCUAUGGAUUGGGCAGAAGAAGUCGGAGAAACUUCGAACUUUGAGUAUCAUCUGAAAGAUGCGCAAGGGAAAGUGAUCCCAACGCUGCCUGUGAGGCAGAAUGUGACGUUUGUUUUCACGAAGGAGUCUGGAAAGAAGUUGAAGAUCACUGACAGUGCUGUUUGCGGCAAUGUCACCCAACCUUUGUUUGCGGUAGGAAAGAUGUGGAAGCUAGGUUGGGGUACGGUGAAUGAAGAUGGAAGAUUGUGGUUGAAGAAAGGAAGUGUUCGGAUACCGAUAUACUUCAAAAGGAAUUCCUCAAUGGCGAGGAUGUGUAUACGGAGACUUGAAGGAGAAGAGAUGACAGUGCAGCCUGUGAGGCUGGAGCGAGAACUGAAGAAUGAGUUGAAGAGCAAAGAAGAUGAGGAUGGUUGGUUUGUGCUAAAUGACGGCACGCCUGCAAGGUUUGAUUGGUUUAUGGGGAAGACGUUUGACCCAACGGGAAAGAUGAAAAGAAGUGGAGAAAGAGUGUUGAAUGAAGUGGAUUGGAAGAGUAUGGAUUUCUUUGAGUGUACGGAGAUCUGGAAGGAUCGCGAAAGAGUGCAACUUGGGGCAAGUCCUCAAGCAAGGUUUGAGGUGAUGGUCACCUUGUUGGAAAAAGGAUUGAAGGAACCGAGCGACUAUGGGUUGCUCACGAAUUUGGAAGAGCUUGAAAGAGAACUGGCACAAGAAGGAGUGCCAAUGGAGGCAUAUCAGCCGGAGCUUUUGCAACUUUCGGUUGGAGCUCCAUGGGAUCAUCAGCUGAAGGCUUUGAGGUUUAAGAAGAAAAGAAUUGUGCCUAUUGAUGAUGGGCCAGGACUGCCAAGAUUGGCGGUGGAAGCUGAUAAAAGAGUGGAAGAAGAAAAGAGAAGCGAGCCUUCGCCGCCGAGCGACCGCCAAGGAAGCUCAAGUUCUUCUAGCAAGAGUUCGUCGCUAUCUGGAGCAACGCCAGAAGCAAUGGACGACGAGAGCGAUGACGAUGACGAUGAUCCAGGAGAAGUGAGAACAAAGAGAAAAGCAGAAGAUGAAUUGGUGCCCGAUGAAAUGACGUUGGAAGAGUUUCAAAGAGAAGUUGCAAAGAGGAAUGCAGAAGAAGAAGGAGAAGGUUCACCAAAGAAAGAACCAAGAGUAGACGAAGGAACUGGAGAGGUAGAAGAAAGAGUUGAAAAGGUGCCGAGACUUGGAGACGAAGCACGAGGAAGCGCGGCACGAGUGGAAUACCACAUUCGGAGAUUCGCCAAGAGCGAAGAUCCCGAAGAGCAUGGAGAUGAGUAUGUUGAUCUCGACGAGACACAGUUGUUUCUGGAAGAAAGUCGAGAGUUCCAGAGCAAGUGGAACGAGAAGGUGUGUGAGACAGAAGAGGACCUAACGGCCUUUCGCAUGCACAGCAACCUCGUCAGCUACCUGAAGCCUUUGACAAUGACACCGCGGCGUCCUCGCAAAUCCAAGAAGGUGGAUGCUUCUAAUGCCGCCGAGCAGAAGCCGACCCCGGCCAAGAAGACCGAUGCACGUUUGCUUCUGGACAGUGCAUCGUUAUGCUUGCUGUUUGAGCCCACUGCACUCGUCGCUGCUGCAGAUGGGUCUUCCGAAGUUCAGGACGGGGCGGUCCCAGUGGACUCGGAAGACAAGCUUGAGGCAGAGCAUCCAGGUGCCAAGAGUGGCUGGCUGAAGCGAGUGCAAAAACUGCUGCACAAUGCUGCGCCAGUGAAAGUUGAUGAGCAGCGGCCGGGGCCAGCUUCCGAAAAGCCUGAGAGUCAUUGGGUUCACGUCGGGUACAUGAACCACAGAUCUUAUGUUUUGUCGUGGGUUCCGCUCCUGCCCGAUGGAUCGCAUCCUCAAAGGAACAACGAUGCCUUGAAGAACCUGCGUGUGCCCGAGGAAGCGAAGUGUUACCGGAGCUUUGAGUUCUUCCAAGAUCGGGUGGAUUCUUCGAUUGCGUGGACUUGCACUAUCUACAAAGUGUAUGCAUCAACUUCCCCGCCGGAACAUGUAGUUCCCAGUGAGGCUCGGCCGAGCAUGCUUAGUGUGAUCCGGUACGCUGAUGUGCCUCGGUUGGAUUUCUGGAAAGGCUCCGCUGCAGAAGAUGAGGCUCGGAAGCGUCCUUCAACGGGGCACGGCAAGGGUCCGGGCGGGCCCGGACCGCCUGGCGGGACUCGAAAACGCAAGGCCGAGGGCCCGCUGGAUCCUGCAGACGUACAUGAGGGUCAGCAGGGCAAGAGCGAGGGCCAUGUGCCAAAUGAUGACAUGGCCUUGCUUUCGGCAUUACAAAACGAGGAAAAAGGAGAUGGUGAAUCUUCUGUGGAUGGAGGAAAGGAGCUUGAUGACUUGGAAGAUCACCAGGACAUUGUCGAAGGCCAGGCCGAUGAAGAAGAGCUUGCUCCAGACCUGUCAUUGGAUGCUGAAGCUGUUGAGGGCGAUCAGGAGGAGGAGUUCGACUUGGAAGCAUGCCAGGCGGAAGAAGGCGAUGAUGAGGCUGUGGAUCCUGGCCACUCCCACUUUCGAGACGAACUGAUGCAGAGGCUACGGAGACUGACAGCCGACGACGUCGAUUCUGAUUCUGAUGCAGGCAGAAACAGGCCCGCGGCUGCACACGCAGCAGGUGCAGCCGACCAUCAUGAUGACGACGACGAUGGUGGAGGAGUUGGUGACGUGAUCUACUACCCGCCGGGCUCAGCGGACGCUGAACAGGAUGUCGCAGGUCCUGCGAACCCACUCCCUGCCGAGCCUGUUGAUGCUGAGCAAGAUGCGGAAGCUGAUCACGAAGCCGAAGCCCGUGUCCUACGAGCCGUGCCUGUAGGAGGUGACAGGAUUCGUAUUGCCAGGAAAGGCUUCUUGGUGCAUUACCCCGCGGAUGCGGUGUGUCUGAAGCACAAAGACUGCAGGAAAAAAAGAACGUUGCUCGCGGGCCGCAGAGGCGGCCAGGGGAGGUGCCUAGGUUUUUUGAUGGCGUGGUUGAAUGCAUCUGCAGACUACGAUUCUCAACAAUCCCACGUGAAUGCUUUCACGACCACUCUGCAAGCACGAAGAGAAGGCCGAGCGGAGUUCAUGCGUCUCCCCAAUGCUGCCGACUGGGCCGCCAAGGAGCAAGGUCACAGAGCUGAGGGAGACACAGACGAACCAACGCGGUUUGUGUGA
This is a messenger RNA of Symbiodinium sp. CCMP2592, 3465 nucleotides long. NCBI's taxonomy places the organism in Eukaryota, Dinophyceae, Suessiales, Symbiodiniaceae. The record is from the annotation of a GenBank genome assembly.